This is a messenger RNA of Podarcis lilfordi (Lilford's wall lizard), 4886 nucleotides long. The record is from the annotation of a GenBank genome assembly. NCBI's taxonomy places the organism in Eukaryota, Metazoa, Chordata, Lepidosauria, Squamata, Lacertidae.
AUUUCUUCUAAGCUGUGGAAGUUGCAGCAGCACAUAGCAACUUCACUACUUGUAAACUGGCUGUGCAGAGACACAUUUUCUUGUCUCUGGUUCGUCCCAGGAUGGAUUUCAAAGUGCUGGCUGUUUUGAGCUGCUUCACCCUCCUCUUUGUUUGGGGUAAGUCAUGUUUUCCUUUGUCCUUUGUCCCUCUGUGUUCCUACGAUUCCUCUCCCUUCUCUAGCAGAAAAAUAAAUGUUAAAAUGCUCAGGGCAUUUCUCCAUUUCCCACACAAGGAAUUUCUUGUGGGGAGCAUGAACACCCACAGCCUCUCAUUGCUGCUGUGCACCAGGAGCCAAUCUGGGGUAGAGAUCAGCUCCUGAGCUUUGACCUGGCCUUGGACUAGAUUGCAAGUGCAGAAUUCCUACAUGUCCAAACAAUGGGGAACACUGCUAUAAAUAUGGGAAGGGUAGAGGCGUAUCUAGGCUCCUUUGCACCCUUGGCAAGGAGCUGUAUUGGCACCCUCCUACAGAAAAUACCCACUUUACCACAAUAAUCACAUUAGAAAUUACUACAUUUUACAUGACCCAAAUACUCCAAGCAUCCAGAAUGAGGGCAAUGCGAGGAGGAAGGGCAAAACAACCCCAAAUGCCCUUGUGUCGUGGUGCAAGAAGGAUAGGAAGUUUCUCCCGCUUUUGAUCUUAUCAUUGCAGCAUCACUGUGUUGUCACACAGUGACACUCCAUAGUCUGAUAGGUCCUUUUUAGGUACUUGCCCUUGCCCCGAACCAACCCCUAGGUACACCUCUGGUGAAGGGGCAGACCAGAGAGCAAAGCUACUCAGCAAACUUGCAGAAUCAACAUCCGCCAGAAGAUUUGCUGAACAUGAUAUAUCAGGACUGUUUGAGAAUGUCAUGGUUUGGGUGGACUAUACUUGCAGAUACAUGCAUUUUGCAAAGAAUCCAAAAUUUUAACUGAGGUUUUUUAGAGCAGGAGAAAUUCAUUCUGCAGGCAAAGAUAGGAAGCCUCCUUUAAGGCAAGAUGUUCUGUGAACCCCUAGGCUGCCAACUGGUUCCAGUGCUUGUGGAUCUCAUUUGAGCUCAAGUCCAGAGAAGCAAUAGCAGAUGGUGUGGUGGGACCAAGUACUUACCUGACCUCCUGUCAGGUGAGUCACUGGCUGCUGCUUGCCAGGAGGGGUAAGGUGGUAGCAAGGUCUGUGGGGUGCAAAUGUACCAGUGGAGCCAGUUGGGGGCUCUUGCCCAUGCAUGUGCACCAUGCCACCGCCAACCAGGUGCUCUCCAGCAGUUUUGGACUACAACUCCCAUCAGUCCCAGCCAGCACAGCAGCACUGACAAGGGCUGAUGGGAGUUGUAGUCCAAAGCAGUUGGAGAGCACGCACUUGGGAGAAGCUUAAUAUCUGUUAGUGUAUUGUGUACAGUGGUACAUCGGAAGUCGAACAGAAUCUGUUCUGGAAGUCCAUUUGACUUCCAAAACAUUUGGAAACCAAGGCACGGCUUCUGAUUGGCUGCAGGAAGCUCCUGCAGCCAAUCGGAAGCCGUGGAAGUCACGUUGGAUGUUUGGGUUCCAAAGAACGUUAGCAAACUGGAACACUUAUUUCCAGGUUUGCGGCAUUUGGGAGCCUAAACGUUUGACUCGUAAGGUGUUUGACUUCCAAGGUAACACUUUGUAUUCAAUUGGCAAUAGUCCUGAUAGGUGUGGCAAGAUGACGUUCAUGAAUAGAAAGUUUUAAAAAAUAGGAUUGGUGCAAGAGACUGGUAACACCAGUCCUAUAUCAUGUAUAUAUGAAGCGAAGGUCAAGGCCACUACUGUAAUGUUUCAUAUAAAUGUUUCUCUUCAUAGCUGAAUGCCAAAAAGAAAAGCCUUCCAAAGCUUUGGAGAAGGCAGCCACGAAGGAGCUGAAAGUUGGUGGCUCCAAAUUUCCCAAAGUGCCAAGUAAAAAACUUAAACAGGGGACUCCCAAGUUUCUAAAGAAAAGCCAAGUUAAAGCCACGACUGUUCCCAAGGAAGGCAAGCUGACCAUUCUGACAAGGGCAGUGGCAAAGGGGCAGUUCCAGAAGGUGUCCAACACGUUGGUGCUAAGAGCAGGCGAAGCCCUCGACUUGCGCUGCAAAGGAAAGGCGGUCAAAUGGAGAUACCCUCCUUACUUGGAUGACGACGACGUGGAGAGGCGACUGCGGUGAGCAUAUUGACGGCAACUGUUUGUGUUGGGUAGAUGUGACGUGGUCUUGCGUUCAGUGGUGAAUGUGCUUAUGGAUGGAAUGUCCCAGGUCUGGAGGGGAAAGCUCUUCCUUGCCUCAUCUUCGCCCUUCUCUCUUUCAGAAUCAAACACUUUGAGAGGCACAGUCAGCUGACUGUCGCCAAUUCCACCGCGGCAGACACGGGCGAGUACAGCUGCUGGUCCUUCCAGUGCCGUGACAGCGAGUGUCGCGAUGGAGAGGACAAGAUGGGCAAAACAUUCAUCUUCUUCACAGGCCAGGCUUUUUUCUUGGUUUAAGGUGGUGGGGGGUGGACCUCUUCCUCCCUGCUUCUGGUCUCCCCUUUCCUAGUCAUUAUUUCCUAAGACACCCCCACACACUUAUGAGGGUCACUUGACAAUACUGGGCAGGGCCAGAAGAAAACUGGGUGGAGCUGCAAAUGUGAAUAUUGCGUCUGUGCAGUUGGCUACUUUUAAACACGCUUACAGCACCACCAGCCAUCCUCGGUCCAUGCAUAUUCCAUCAGGAGGGUGAGAGGAGGGCUGGUAAAUGAAAUGGCCUGGGGAUUAGUCCAAAGAUGCCAUUUCAAAAGCUGGGAACCCUUUUCGUUGAGAGGGCAGCAUCUUUUUUGACAAAUGAUUGCACGUGGAUUUUCUAGAGAGGCUAUAGAUGACAAUAAUGUAUGGCGCUGCCCAGGAGAAGACACUGUCUCUACACAUCCAAACGCCCCUUUCUGUUUCCCCCUCAGACCCUCAGGAGCUAUUUGUGCCCACAGAAGAUUACUAUGAAGUGAUUCAGCUGCGUACAAACCACCCCACCCUGCUGCCAUGCCAGGUGACAAAUCCAGCAGCCAAAGUGACGCUGCACCGGGAGUUCCCCCCCGAGAAAGUGCUUGUGGAUGGACUAGACAUCUCGCAUGAUGUGAAGAGGGGCUUCAUCAUCCACCGCCCACAACCUUCCCAUGCUGGCUCCCUCUUCUGCAUGGCCAAUGUGGAUGGGGUGAGGCAGAUCUCCACAAAAUACAUGCUGAUUUAUGUGAACUGUAAGUUGCCUUAACAAUUAAUCAUCUAUCUCUCUAUCUCCCAAGUGUGUGUAUGUGUAUAGGAGAGAGAGGGAGAAAGAAAAGUCUACCAAUCUGCUUGCCUUUUUCAUUUUAAUGUUUUUUAAAACACAGCUUGUCAAAUUCAGAUUAAUUCAGCCCAAACUGUCCCAAAAGGGUAUGUGGCUGCUUUAGAGAUCAAACAGUUCAUCAACUCAUCAGCUCAUCAAACAGUUCCAUUCUUUUGAAAAAGGGAAUGUGACUAUGAGAAUGCAGGUGUGUUCUUUCUAUCCAAGGGAUGUGCUUAUGCCGAUCAAGGAAAAGGUGUCUUGGUUUGCUGACCACAGGUUGCAAAGGAAUGCCCAAAACUGAUUCUAACCUAAUUUAAAAUGAUUUAUAUACAACUCCCAGGCAAUCAGGACCCAGGCAGAAGGGAGUGGGAAGUAUUGUCACUUUCCAUGAUGUCCACUGAAUGAGGCCUUUUUCUCCAGGCAAGAAGUAAUUCUGAUUCGGCAGGGACCUGUCAAAGUUUGGAGUCAUUAUUCUAUCAGUGACACCUUGAUGCAAAUCUUUGCCCAUUGCUGGACUUGCACAAAGGCUACCAGUCAGAUUUAGAAGGCUUCACAGGCAAGGCCUUGUCGCAGAGCAUCACUAAGGCCAGAGAGAGUGUGGGAGAGGCCUCAGACUCAGGAUCCACUGCCCCAUUUCCAUUCAGCCUGUGCUCCAAGUGGGAGAACUGUAGAAUUUCGCUAUGCCAUGCCUAUCUAACAACUCCACAAGGAGCAAUGCGGCAGUGGCAGAAACUCAUGCCUAUAUGCUGAUUUCUCUUGGUGUGUGUUUUAUUUCCAACUCUGCAGAUCCUUCUUCAGUUCCCAAGCCAGCUAUCAGAGCUUCAGUGGCCUCCUUCCAUGUUGGAGACAAUUUCAAUGUCACAUGCACUGUCUUUGGGGAACCAGAAAUUGCUGUCGAUUUCACGUGGGAAUAUCCAGGACAGCAAGUAGGUAACAGGUUGCUGAUGGGGUGAGUGGGUGUGGGAUAAGAAAAGUGGCUUGUACUGUAACAGUACGGGUCUUUUAAGCCCGUCUCCUUUCCUGUUGAUCUGUGGAAUUUCCCCCUUAGAAAUUGAACAAAGGUUAGCCAAACCCACAAACCUAGCCAAUGAGAGCAUACAAAGAAAGACAAGCUGAAUAAUGAUUGGCCUGACCUCCUCAAAUGAGUAGGCCAGAGGCAGAAUGAAAACAUAAAUUGUUUCUCUGCAGAUAAACACCAGGCAACCUUGUCAUGCACUUUGCAUGCAUCUGAAUAAUUUCCAAGUUACAGGAGUGGGUGCUGCUAGAAUUCCACACACUGGAAAAAGCCACUGCUAAACUCUCUUGUGCACUGACUACCAUGUGCUCUGCCAUGUUUCUCAAAUAAUGUCCUUCCUCACUUUCAGAUUGGCAGACCACCCUACGUUCGUGAACGCACAGAUUUGGUGCGACGUGGUGGGCAGGUGCAGCAGGAAUCCGAGAGCAUCCUUUACGUUGAUGAAGCACGUGCUGUGGAUGAUGGUUUGUACACCUGCACUGCUGAGAAUCUGCAAGGAGGCACUGCAGUGUCCACCCGCAUUCGCUUGGUUCCAGCCUCACCAGCCCCAAAGAAGGCAAAGUCUGGGUAA